AUGGGAAAAGGCAAUAGUGACGAGAAAGAAGUUCUCCGUCGCUUUCUCAAUCUCUUCUGUCCCCGAUGUAUUCAAUGUGGUUUUCCCAUCAAAACACUUUAUCUUCAGUAUUCUCCGGGUAACAUUCGUUUGAUGAAAUGUGAGAAUUGCAAGGCUGUGGCAGAUGAAUACAUAGAAUGUGAAAUCACGAUUAUUAUAAUAGAUUUAAUACUUCACAAACCCAAGGCCUAUAGACAUCUUCUUUACAAUGUCAUCAAUCAAGAAACCUUGAAGUUUCAGGGACUGCUUUGGAAAUUGGCUGCCAUUUUUCUUCUUUUUGAUGCAUACAGAUAUUUGAUUUUGGAAAGCAGCAAAAGUAAAUCGAGUUCAUCAAUGAGCUACUCCUCACUAGUGUCAAUGUGUUGCAAGAUGAUGAUGGAUGUGUUCUUUGGAAACUUUAUCUUUCUUUUAACCUUCUUCUUUAUGGUCAAGAUAUUUCUUCAUAUAUCUCUCAGUGUCUCCAGGUUAUACCUCUGA
Vicia faba (fava bean) is the source of this 516-nucleotide messenger RNA. NCBI's taxonomy places the organism in Eukaryota, Viridiplantae, Streptophyta, Magnoliopsida, Fabales, Fabaceae. The record is from the annotation of a GenBank genome assembly.